This is a messenger RNA of Rhizophagus irregularis DAOM 181602=DAOM 197198, 2280 nucleotides long. The record is from RefSeq and is a predicted model, not a curated record. Lineage: Eukaryota; Fungi; Glomeromycota; Glomeromycetes; Glomerales; Glomeraceae.
AAAAUGAGAAUAACUUCGAUUUUUUACGUAAUAGUAUUACUCUCAUUAUACUCAACAAUAAUAAAUGCAGCACCUGCAACAUCCGCGGUACCCACACUUGAAAAGCGUCAAGAAACUGAACAAGAUCCAGACUUUAAUACUAAUAUUUUCAAAUCCUUCAAACCACUAGAUAUCACUGCAUCACCUAUAACAAGAGAAUAUACUCUAACAUUAGCUAAAACAGAAUUAGCUCCAGAUGGGUUCUCGAGACAAGUUUGGACUUCAAAUGGUCAAUAUCCCGGACCAAUGAUACGUGCUAAUAAAGGAGAUCAAAUAGUUAUUCAUAUACAAAAUAAUUUGGGUGAUUUUACUACGAUUCAUUGGCAUGGUAUAUUUCAAAGAGGCACUACAUUUUACGAUGGUGUUGCUGGACAGACACAAUGUCUUAUUGCAACUGGUACAACGUUCACUUAUAAUUUCACAGGAGGUGAACAAUAUGGGACUUAUUGGUGGCACUCCCAUUUCAGAUCCCAAUAUGUGGACGGGCUUAGAGGUGCAUUAAUUAUUCAUGAUCCGAAAGACCCUUACUUAAAUGACUACGAUGAAGAGUUCGUAAUGACUUUAUCGGAUUGGCACCAUGAAGAAUCGGAGUCAUUGGUAAAAAAGAGAAUGGCGAAAGGUUAUGAUGGAUACAAUCCUAUCCCUGACUCAGGGCUUAUUAGUGGUCGUGGAAGAUACGAUUGUUCUAAAGCACCUCAAGGUUCCAAAUGUGUACCAGAUAACCCAUUGGCUGUUUAUGUUAUUGAAAAAGGAAAACGCUAUCGUUUCCGUGUCAUCAACACAAGCGCGGAAGCACCUUUUACUUUCUCGAUUGAUCAACAUCCACUAAGAAUCAUUGAAGUAGAGGGUGAAAAUGUCAAGCCCAUAACUAUGAACAAGAUAAAUAUAGCUGUUGGUCAACGCUAUUCUGUAAUAGUUAAUGCCGAUAAAGAAGUAAAUAAUUUCUGGAUUCGAGCUACAAUCGUCAAACAAUGCAUACAUGUUACACCAGAAACCAUUAAUGUAAAUUCAUCAUUAAAUUAUAAAGUAACUGGUAUAUUAAGAUAUAACGGAGCUCCUGAAACCUACCCAACUACACAAGAAUGGGAUGAAAAAAUUCUUAAUUGUAGAGAUGUAGAUCACAAUCUAUUAAAAUUAAAUCCACCCAGAUCUCCACCAGUUACUCCAACAGAUAAUUUCACCCUUCGAAUUACAUUUGAUAAUAUUGAUGGUGUUGGUCACGCUCUGGUAAAUGGUUCGCCCUUCAAACCGGAAGUAAAUGAUCCAACCGCAAAUAAACUUAUGUAUGGUGGGGAUGAAACACCUAGUAUGUUAGAUCCGGAUCAAAAUGCUUUUGUUUAUGAUACUCAAAACGGUUCUGUUGAAAUUUCUUUAAUCAACGAAAAUAUGGCGACACAUCCUUUCCAUUUGCACGGACAUAAUUUCUACAUCAUGGCUCAUGGUCCUGGUAAAGUACCUGAUCCAUCAAUAUUUAAUUUGGUAGACCCUGCUGUACGUGAUACUAUAACGGUUGCUGGUAAAUCAUGGGCUGUAAUUAGAUAUAAUAUUGAUAAUCCUGGUGUAUGGGCUUUCCAUUGUCAUAUUGAGUGGCACGUUGAAAUGGGAAUGGUAGGACAACUCAUAGAAAGGUUCAGUGAAUUAAAAGGCGACCCGAUACCGCCACAAGUAAGGAGUAUAUGUACCCUAGAUGAUGAUGAUGAUGAUGAUGAUGAUAAAAAAGAUAAUAAUAAUACCGCUAAGAAAAGAUCAUUAAAAGCAUAUAAAAAUUAUUACAAACGCUCUGAUGUUCCUAACCAUUCCCGUCAUGUCAAAUAUCAAUUUAUACGUGGAAGUGCUUAUUAGAGGUGACGUAAAGGAUUUGGAUUGAAUUUGAAGAAUAGAAUAGAGAAGAGGUUUAUUUUGCGGAAAUUUUAUUAUAAUGUAAUAUUUUUAUUUCGUUCGGGAAUUUAAAUUUUUGUUUUAUUUAUUAUUUAUUAUUUAUUUAUUUAUUUUUGUAAAAACUUUCGUUUGUAUAUAGAAGAGAUGAUUUUUUUUUUUGUAAAAUAAGGAGGGAAAACAAACAAGGGGAAAGAGUUUAUCAUUAUUUAUUUUUCUUAUUAGACACAUACGAUACGCGCUAUUUUUUUUUAUAGAGUCGAAUCGAUGAGUUCUUUUCUUUCGAAUUUAAUAUAUAUAUAUUUAUUUAUAUCAACAUUUGUUCCGAUAAAUUUUUUUUUUAUUAAAACUCGAUCAAAAAAGAAA